AGUCCCCCGGCCUCGCUGCCCCGCUCGAGCCUCCUCGGCACAGAGGGCUCGCGGGUCCUGAGGGGAGGAGGAGAGCCCAGGGCUGGGCACUGAGCUCGUAGGCGCCCCCACUCCCGUUUUCGGAGCUCUCCACGCUGCGGCCGCUGUCCCCUCCGGACCAUGGCCGACGACGACGUGCUGUUCGAGGACGUGUACGAGCUGUGCGAGGUGAUCGGCAAGGGUCCCUUCAGUGUGGUACGACGAUGUAUCAACAGAGAAACUGGGCAACAAUUUGCUGUAAAAAUUGUUGACGUAGCUAAGUUCACAUCAAGUCCAGGGUUAAGUACAGAAGGUAAGAGAUGGAUUUCAAAUCUAAAGCGGGAAGCCAGUAUCUGUCAUAUGCUGAAACAUCCACACAUUGUAGAGUUAUUGGAGACAUAUAGCUCAGAUGGAAUGCUUUACAUGGUUUUUGAAUUUAUGGAUGGAGCGGAUCUGUGUUUUGAAAUUGUGAAGCGAGCUGAUGCUGGUUUUGUAUACAGUGAAGCUGUAGCCAGCCAUUACAUGAGACAGAUCCUGGAGGCUCUGCGCUACUGUCAUGAUAACAACAUCAUUCACCGUGAUGUGAAGCCCCACUGUGUUCUUCUCGCCUCAAAGGAAAACUCAGCACCUGUUAAACUCGGGGGCUUUGGGGUAGCUAUUCAACUAGGAGAGUCUGGACUUGUAGCUGGAGGACGUGUCGGAACACCUCAUUUUAUGGCCCCCGAAGUCGUCAAAAGAGAGCCUUAUGGAAAGCCUGUAGAUGUCUGGGGGUGCGGCGUGAUCCUCUUUAUCCUGCUCAGUGGUUGUUUGCCUUUCUACGGAACCAAGGAAAGAUUGUUUGAAGGCAUCAUCAAAGGAAAAUACAAGAUGAAUCCAAGGCAGUGGAGCCAUAUCUCUGAAAGUGCCAAAGAUCUAGUACGUCGCAUGCUGAUGCUGGACCCAGCUGAGAGGAUCACUGUUUAUGAAGCACUGAAUCACCCAUGGCUUAAGGAGCGGGAUCGUUAUGCCUACAAGAUUCAUCUGCCAGAAACAGUAGAGCAACUGAGGAAGUUCAAUGCCAGGAGGAAACUAAAGGGUGCAGUACUAGCCGCUGUGUCAAGUCACAAGUUCAAUUCAUUCUAUGGGGAUCCCCCCGAAGAGUUGCCAGAUUUCUCCGAAGACCCUACCUCCUCAGGAGCAGUUUCACAGGUGCUGGACAGCCUGGAAGAGAUUCACGCACUUACAGACUGCAGUGAAAAAGACCUAGAUUUUCUACACAGUGUUUUCCAGGAUCAGCAUCUUCAUACACUACUAGAUCUGUAUGACAAGAUUAACACAAAGUCGUCACCACAAAUCAGGAAUCCUCCGAGUGAUGCAGUACAGAGAGCCAAAGAGGUAUUGGAAGAAAUUUCAUGUUACCCUGAGAACAAUGAUGCAAAGGAGCUGAAGCGUAUUUUAACACAACCUCAUUUCAUGGCCUUACUUCAGACUCACGACGUAGUGGCCCAUGAAGUUUACAGUGAUGAAGCAUUGAGGGUCACCCCUCCUCCCACCUCUCCCUAUUUAAACGGCGACUCUCCAGAAAGCGCUAACGGAGACAUGGACAUGGAGAAUGUGACCAGAGUCCGGCUGGUACAGUUCCAAAAGAAUACGGAUGAACCCAUGGGAAUCACUUUAAAAAUGAAUGAGCUAAACCAUUGUAUUGUUGCAAGAAUUAUGCAUGGGGGCAUGAUUCACAGGCAAGGUACACUUCAUGUUGGUGACGAAAUUCGAGAAAUCAAUGGCAUCAGUGUGGCUAACCAAACAGUGGAACAGCUGCAAAAAAUGCUUAGGGAAAUGCGGGGGAGUAUUACCUUCAAGAUCGUGCCGAGUUACCGCACUCAGUCUUCCUCCUGUGAGAGAGAUUCCCCCUCCACUUCCAGACAGUCCCCAGCUAAUGGUCAUAGCAGCACUAACAAUUCUGUUUCGGACUUGCCAUCAACUACCCAACCAAAAGGACGACAGAUCUAUGUAAGAGCACAAUUUGAAUAUGAUCCAGCCAAGGAUGACCUCAUCCCCUGCAAAGAAGCUGGCAUUCGAUUCAGAGUUGGUGACAUCAUCCAGAUUAUUAGUAAGGAUGAUCACAAUUGGUGGCAGGGUAAACUGGAAAACUCCAAAAACGGAACUGCAGGUCUCAUUCCUUCUCCUGAACUUCAGGAAUGGCGAGUAGCUUGCAUUGCCAUGGAGAAGACCAAACAGGAACAGCAGGCCAGCUGUACUUGGUUUGGCAAGAAAAAGAAGCAGUACAAAGAUAAAUAUUUGGCAAAGCACAAUGCAGUGUUUGAUCAAUUAGAUCUUGUCACAUAUGAAGAAGUAGUAAAACUGCCAGCAUUUAAAAGGAAAACACUAGUCUUACUAGGUGCACAUGGUGUUGGGAGAAGACACAUAAAAAACACCCUCAUCACAAAGCACCCAGACCGGUUUGCGUACCCUAUUCCACAUACAACCAGACCUCCAAAGAAAGAUGAAGAAAAUGGAAAGAAUUAUUACUUUGUAUCUCAUGACCAAAUGAUGCAAGACAUCUCUAAUAAUGAGUACUUGGAGUAUGGCAGCCACGAGGAUGCAAUGUAUGGGACAAAACUGGAGACCAUCCGGAAGAUCCAUGAGCAGGGACUGAUUGCAAUACUGGACGUGGAGCCUCAGGCACUGAAGGUCCUGAGAACUGCAGAGUUUGCUCCCUUUGUUGUUUUUAUUGCCGCACCUACUAUUACUCCAGGUUUAAAUGAGGACGAAUCUCUUCAGCGUCUGCAAAAGGAGUCUGACAUCUUGCAGAGAACGUAUGCCCACUACUUCGAUCUCACAAUUAUCAACAAUGAGAUUGAUGAGACAAUCAGACAUCUGGAGGAAGCCGUCGAGCUCGUGUGCACAGCCCCGCAGUGGGUCCCUGUCUCCUGGGUCUAUUAGGCCUCCCCCCAGAUAUCUGAGCAUAGCUGGGAGCCACCUCAUUCAUGGAAAAGCCUCUUUGUUAUCGGCCUUGUGUCAGCAGGUCGUGGUCCCUAGAGACUACCUAGUUGUAGUGUGACCUACAUUUAUAAUUAUUGUCAUGUCCGAAUAGAUAGGAGGAGAAAAAACAAUUACACACUAAUUUAAAGAGACAGUAUCUUUUUUAAUCAGUUCUCCUAAAACUUUAAUAAAAUGUAUCUUUAAAUGUAUGUAUUAUUCAAUCCUUUGGAAUGUUAUAUUUUUGGAAAUCAUAGCUUUUUAUUUCCAAGGCCCCUAAAAACUGCACAAAAAUAGAUGCUGCUUUCUAUAAUCUAUUUUAAUAAUAAUAAACAAUGAUUCUGUUACCUUGACUGGGGGUGGAACACUACAUUCUUUUUAGAGUCUGAUUUUAUGGAUUGGAAUAUCUUUCUUUCCUUUAUUUAUUUGAAAUAAUUAGUCUAGUGAUUACAAAACCGUCAUAAAUUUUUAAAGGCCUUUUUUUCCUCUCUCUCUCUUUUUUUUUUUUAGAAUAGUACUUUUUUUUAAAGUCCUUUAUGUAACAUCCAGAUAAUGUGAUACUGUCUCUUUGAAGCACCCUGUAAACCUUUUAGAGAUUUGAAGUUGGGUCUCGACUCUUAAUGCAUGUGGACAGUCGCGAGCGUUUAUGCUGUCGGUGUGUCUGUGCUGGACAAAGCAAUCUGUAAUCUACAGCAAAGUACAUUCCGUUCACGGGGCACACCCAGGGGAAUAAGAAUAAAAUGCUAUUAUGACUAAGUUGUAAACCUAUGCACAUCCCUUGCAUUUCGGGCAACUUUAUAAAAAAAAAAGAAACUGAUUUUUAUUAAUAAUAAUCAUGUAGUGAAAUGUGUUUGUAAUUUUGUCUCAAUUUAAUUUGUUGUAAGGUGGGAGGGGGAAUUGCUGGUUUCACCAUUUCAGAUCUGUGUUGUCUAAGAGUAUUAACGUUUUAAUUAAGCAAAGAAAUGAGGAUUUUUAAUCUGUAUGUAAUUGUUUUAAAGCACCCAUUUUAAGAGAAAAUACUGUGCAAUGAAGAAACCAGUUUAGGCAUUUGCUAUAAACUGAAUUACUCCAAAAGGAUAAUCUAUAACAGCCCUGUAAAUUCCUUUAAAAUGAUAACUAACAGGACAGUUUGACCAAUUUUUUUUAAAUAUACUUCCUUUUAUGUGUUCAAUAAUCAAAUGCCUUUGGGUCCUUCAUUUCGUUAGAGAUUUGUUCCGGUUUCCAAACCGAUCAUCUUUUCAAUUUUAUAAUUCGCUAGAUGCUCACGGAACCAUUGAAGGCCCAGGAACAAGUAUCAGUUGGCAGGGCAACCAGGCAGCUGUCAGGGCACAGCUCGGACCACGUCUGACUCGCUCGCGGAGAGCCGUGCACCCACGGGCCACCUGUGGUCUCUCCUUCCUCUUGCUAUAUCCCUUGGCACAGGGGACCCAUCUGUCCGUGUUGCUCUAGAGACAUUCGCCAUCUCAUCACCCUUCCAUGAGGUCGCGGGCUUCCAGCACAGGCGCUCCGGGCUAGGGGUUCGCAGACUCUUUGCCAGAGGUCAGUAGCUUGUCUUUCAUUAGCGUGCAAGGGCACGAAUCUUGCAAAUGUACCAUCGUUUUUGCUUCUUGUAGGUUAGAUGGCCCCGUCACUUUGUGCCUUGGCAGGGUGUGUUCUGAGCUCAGUGGCUCCUCUUAAAGGACCCAGCAGAGAAGGCAUUUGUCUACUCCUCUUAAGCUGUCAACACCCGAGCCCCACCCGACUUUUAUUAAACAGCGCUGACAUUUUUUUUUUUUCUGAUGCUCUUCGUCAGUGACCAGAUGAGUUUUCAGCUAAGUAGAUAGUGACUGAACUACUUCUGUUUGGGCCUCACCGUGGGGGACCAAACAUCCAAACCAGAAACAAGCCCAAAAGUGGUCUCACCCCAGAUAGAGAGAGAGAGAGAGAGCCCUUCAAAGAGUUGUUGAGGGCUACAUUUGGACUGAUUUCAAUCAGACUGAUGCCAAGGCCAGACAGUCAUUCCAAUAAGACCACAAUCCGGGCACUUAAUGUGAAGUGCCCGCUCUACCUCUUAUCAGUGAAGCACAAAGAAGAAGAAAACUGCGUAUGGAAGACAGAAACUUCUUUCCCUCUGGUAGAAGCCCCAUACGACCCCCAACUGGCACCUUUGAGACCAAAUCUCCAAGGAUGCUGACGAUGGCCUUCGGAAGCCAUGCGCCCUGCUAAGUAGGGUGGGUUGAGCAGAGACAAGAAAGCCGUGCUGAGAGCCGUGGCCCCCGGAGUCAGAAGCCCUGUCACGCCUGUCUUCUCUUCUCCAUCGCUGGAGAGGCACACGGGUGGGGUGCCAUUGUGUGCAUGGCAAAAUCCCGACUUCUCAGAGAGGUCCCCUGCUCCAUUCCACUGCCACCACAUCUUCCCUAAAGCAAUGUCUUUGUGACCCAGCCAAAAAUACUUACAUUUUUGAAUUCAGAAUAAUUUCAGUACAUCGCUACUGCUGCUGCUGCUGCCAUCCACUAAGCAAUCAGAGAAAAUUGCUAAAAGCUUCUUUACUGCCCCCAUUCCAUCAGCAGAACCAUUUUUUUUUCCUUUUAAAAACCAGAGCGAAUGAUUGGAUUCCUAAAUCUUAUCAGUGGUCGAUUGAAGCGUCCAACCCCACUCCCCACAGCCGGGAAGGGAGUGUUUGUGUUGAAUUCUUUGCUAAAAUGAUGAAAUGUCCUGAUUUUCUAAUCAUAAGACAGCAGUUACUUUGCACAUGCAGCACAUUCAGUUUUCACACUAAAAAGGUCGCCCAGUGUAAGUCAAGUGAAAGUUUCCCAGUGUCAAGAUAACACUGGAGCCUUUUAAAAUGCGAUUCAAUUUGUCUCCUGUCAGGUGAGACAGUUUAAAACAUUUGCUCAGAGAGGAAAAGAAAUGGUUGACCUACUUCUUGCUAUUUGCAUGCAGAAAGCGUGCUCUCCAGCCAUCCUAUUGGUGGCGUAAUAUAGGAAGAUGGGCCGAGUUCCCCGGCGCACAAAGCCACGUGCAGAGCGCUCCUCUUUCCAGAGUCCCGUUUUCUCUGUGGCUACUGGGGCCGACCAGGCGGAACCGAGUUCCCCCUGGGAUCCGGGCAGGCCUGGACUCGAUGCUACUUGUUUGUGGGUUUUUUUGUUGUUUUUG
Messenger RNA from Lepus europaeus (European hare), 6111 nucleotides. It is a transcript of the gene CASK, whose product is annotated as calcium/calmodulin dependent serine protein kinase. Bases 160 to 2940 code for a protein of 926 amino acids. Gene Ontology annotation, biological process: protein phosphorylation; regulation of neurotransmitter secretion. The transcript is spliced from 26 exons. Lineage: Eukaryota; Metazoa; Chordata; Mammalia; Lagomorpha; Leporidae. The record is from RefSeq and is a predicted model, not a curated record. Gene Ontology annotation, cellular component: cell-cell junction; plasma membrane; basolateral plasma membrane. Gene Ontology annotation, molecular function: ATP binding; signaling receptor binding; protein kinase activity.